AUGAGACUCGCAUAUCAGGUUCGACUUUAUGCGUCGUCACCAACGGCGAAAACUACAAAAGUUCCGAAGAAACUAUUUGGACGUCCCUCCAAUAACCUAACUAGUGGUAUCGUUGGUUUAGCAAACGUUGGUAAAUCUACAUUCUUCCAAGCAAUUACAAAGUCAACUUUGGGAAAUCCGGCAAAUUAUCCAUUUGCUACUAUCGAACCUGAAGAAGCACGGGUUUUGGUUCCUAGUGCUGAAUUAGAUAAUUUGGCCAAGUUAUAUGGAUCGAAAAAGAAGAUCCCGGCAAUUCUGAAAAUUUUUGACAUUGCAGGGUUAGUACGUGGCGCAUCUGACAACAAAGGUUUAGGUAAUGCAUUUUUGAACGACAUUCGUUCAGUCGAUGGAAUAUUCCAAGUUGUCCGUGCUUUCAAGGAUACAGAGAUCACGCACAUUGAAGGUGGUGUUGAUCCAGUGAGAGAUUUAACAAUCGUUCAGGAUGAGUUAAUCUUAAAGGAUAUGGAAUUCAUUGAAAAUUCAAUUGAAAAACUAGAGGUUCAGUUAAAACACAAAGGCAAUAAGCAGAUUCAUGAAUUAUCAUCAAUGGAAAACCAACUAGAAGCUUUGAAUAUUUCUUAUGAGCUAUUGAUGGAAGGUCAGAAAAUUAUAAAUAAGAAAGACUGGAAGGAUGACCAUAUUGAUGCUUUAAAUAUGCAUAAUCUAUUGACUGCAAAGCCAAGUGUUAUAUUGGUAAACGUUAGUGAGAGUGACUAUUUGAGUCAAUCAAACGAGUACCUUGAUGAUAUUAAAAACUGGGUCAAUGAAUUUUCCCCAGAUUCGUCAAUAAUUCUUUUCUCUGCAGAUUACGAAACAAACUUAAGUAAUUUGGAUGAUAGUAAAUCCUAUGAGUCCAGCUCAGCUUUACCGCUGAUCAUUCAAGAAAUGAGAAAGGCCCUAAACUUAAUUAGUUUUUAUACCUGUGGUGAUAUAGAAGCUCGUCAGUGGACAAUUAGGCAGAAUACCUCAUGUCCAAAGGCAGCAGGUGUGAUUCAUACCGAUUUUGAAAAGACUUUCAUUAAUGCAGAACUAAUAAAGUAUGAAGAUGUUAAAAAUUUGGCUCCUCCGUUUGACGAAAAGACGCUAAAGACAAAGGGAAAAAUCCAGCGUGUUGGUAAGACUUAUAUUGUUGAAGAUGGAGAUAUCCUGCAUUUUAAGGCUGCUGCUGCUAAAAAGAAGUGA
Pichia kudriavzevii is the source of this 1221-nucleotide messenger RNA. RefSeq lists its product as uncharacterized. The transcript has a single exon. NCBI's taxonomy places the organism in Eukaryota, Fungi, Ascomycota, Pichiomycetes, Pichiales, Pichiaceae. The record is from RefSeq and is a predicted model, not a curated record. Gene Ontology annotation, cellular component: cytoplasm. Gene Ontology annotation, molecular function: ATP hydrolysis activity; GTP binding; ATP binding. The coding region runs from base 1 to 1221 and encodes 406 amino acids.